AUGUCGGAAGAGAGGUCCGCGCGAGCUAUUUCGAGUAUGGGCGACGGUGGAGUUGUCAAGAACAUGAAGAGGCAAAUCUCCAUCUUCGCUGCGAGAGUUUGUCCGAGGAACGGGGGGCUCGGAGGGAGGUUGAAUACUCGACCAGAUAGGGAGAGGGAGGAGGAGGGUCAUAGCAACGAUAAUCCGUGUGAUUAUCGAGCUUCAGAAAGCCAACUCUCGAAAGAAAAAGCCAUUUCCCGAGGAGAAAUAGAGUGGUUAGGUGAGAUGCGAGGAACUUGCUUGAAACUUCGCUCGAGCUUCUUGCGGCUUGCUGGGGCAUUUAGGACAACUCGUUUGCGAGCACAACCCACAACGGUAGCUCGGGACGGCGAGAGGGAGGCUGUCAGUCACCUGAGCUACGGAUUUGUCGGUUGGGAGAUUCUUGAAAUUGAGAAAAAAAGGCCCUCGGGUCCCGACCCACAAAUGAAUAGGAAGCGGGGCGAGGGUCUUUCAUUAAAGGGGGAAAAGAAGGGUCCGGAGCCGGCCGGUAAUGGAUCUACUUACCUUGCUUAUGGACCAGCUGCAGAGCUAACCCUUGUUCUAUUGUUCUUUCUCACAUCUGAACUCAAUGCCGAGCCACCUGUGACUCACUCCACUACAUCUAGUUGUCCCUACUCAAAUGCUUCAUUGCUGCCUUCCACUACAGCAGUGGACACAUCACCUGCUCUUGAUCCAAGUCGUAGUUCUCCUGAGGCACCACCUCCUUCUUCUUCUAUGUUCCGCAUGCAGUCGAUAUCUCCAACUCCACUCCUACUUAUACCAAAGCUGCCAUUCACAUUAUGGAGGAAGCGGCUUGAUGCCAAAAUUCCCGGGAAUAUGCUGUUGCCAGCGUCCUCAUCAUCGACCUUUGGUGGGCUCUCCCCGAUUGAGGAACUUUCAACUGGGGACUCCGAUGAGAGGAUGCUCGCGGAGAAUGCUCCCGCGCCCUUACUACGCUCUUGCACUAUUAGCCCAUAUAAGUGCUUUAAACAAAUAAGGGCGCUCUUCCCCGAGUUUGAGGGGAGGCAGAUAAAUGUCAAAGUACACAAAGGAUGGGGAAGAAUCUGCCGAUAUAUACCUAAAAUGGAAAAAAAGAAAGUGGUAUGGGGCGAAUACAGCCUUAAGCAGAUAUUGGAAAUUGGAGAUGCAAGUGCGAAAGACCAAGCUAUUCCAUACAAGCCAGAAAAGACAGGAGGAGCCGUUGUUAUAGAGAAAGUCAUGAAGUACGACGAAUGGUAUGAUGCCCUCGAAGAUCCCGCCCUGAAGGAUACUCUUAUUAGAUCGUAUUCAAAUCUGAGGGGACUAUUUGAAGAUCUCAAGGUUGCAAAAGAUAGGCAAUCGAACAAAGAGUCUAUUGAAGGGCCUGAGCACAAGCCAGUCCAUCGAGACAGCCAAAGCUUGAUCAGAGUAAAAAGCUCGGGUCCACCCGAUCAUGAGAAUGUAAAGCCACUUCACUCUAUUUAUGACUGGGGAGACGGGAGGACAAGGACCGAGCCUCUCAUUGGAAUCCGAGGGGAUGAAAAGCUAGGUCUUAUUCAACUCAUACACCUUUGA
Dovyalis caffra is the source of this 1572-nucleotide messenger RNA. NCBI's taxonomy places the organism in Eukaryota, Viridiplantae, Streptophyta, Magnoliopsida, Malpighiales, Salicaceae. The record is from the annotation of a GenBank genome assembly.